UGUGUCUUACAGCAGCCCAGUGAGUCUGCACGAAAGCCACCGAGAGUGAACAGGCGAGUGAGUGUGAAAGAAGGGUUUGGGUUGUAACAGCCACUCAACUCAUGGGAAUAAUUUUAAAUCUCUGAACAAAUGGUCUGAAAGGAUUAAACAUCUUCAAAAUUGGAAGCCUGUGCAUGUGUUGGGGAUGAAGCACCUGUGGAACAUUCACUUAUUCCUGCUCAUCCUCCUCUGCCUGUUAGGAGCUGUCACAUCACAAGUCAACCCAGGUGUGUGUCGGUAUCCUCUGGGCAUGUCAGGAGGGCAGAUACAGGACGAGGACAUCUCUGCUUCCAGCCAGUGGUCUGAAUCCACUGCUGCUAGAUAUGGCAGGUUGGACUUUGAGGAGGGCGAUGGCGCGUGGUGUCCGGAGAUAACAGUUGAGCCAGACAACCUGAAGGAGUUCCUCCAGAUUGAUCUUCGCUCGCUCCACUUCAUCACUCUUGUGGGCACCCAGGGUCGACACGCAGGAGGUAUUGGUAAUGAGUUCGCCCAAAUGUACAAGAUUAAGUACAGUCGUGAUGGAAGCCGUUGGAUCUCCUGGAGAAGCAGGCAGGGCAAGCAGGUGAUUGAAGGAAACAGAAAUGCAUAUGACAUUGUACUCAAGGACCUCGAGCCACCCAUCAUUGCUCGCUAUGUCCGCUUCAUGCCGGUCACAGACCACUCCAUGAAUGUCUGCAUGAGAGUAGAACUCUACGGCUGUGAAUGGCUGGAUGGUCUUGUGUCAUACAACGCUCCAGCAGGAGAACAGAUGACUUUGCCCUCUUACCCUGUUUAUCUCAAUGACUCUGUCUAUGAUGGUGCCAUCAUCUACAGUAUGACAGAGGGCUUGGGCCAGCUGACUGAUGGAGUGUGUGGUCUGGAUGAUUUUACACACAGUCAUGUUUACAAUGUAUGGCCAGGGUACGACUAUGUGGGCUGGAACAAUGAGAGCUUCCCCAGCGGAUAUGUGGAGAUCAUGUUUGAGUUUGACCGCACACGAAACUUUACCACCAUGAAGGUCCACUGCAACAACAUGUUCUCCUUGCACGUCAAGGCCUUCCGCCAAGUGGUGUGUUAUUUCCGCUCUGAGACAAACUGGGAGGCUCUGCCGCUCUCCUUCAGCCCAGUGGUGGGCGAGACGAAUCCCAGCGCUCGCUUUGUUACUGUCAACCUGGCCAACCACAUGGCCAGUGCCAUCAAGUGCCAGUUCUACUUUGCUGAUGCUUGGAUGCUGUUUAGUGAAAUUACCUUCCAGUCAGAUACAGCAAUGUACAACACAACACCGACUCAACCCAAAACGGGAUUACCAGCUAACACACAACCAGAAGAUGACCCCACCCACAAAAUAGAUGACAGCAACACCCGACUACUGAUUGGUUGUUUGGUGGCCAUCAUCUUCAUCCUUGUGGCCAUCAUUGUCCUCAUCUUGUGGAGGCAGGUGUGGCAGAAGGUGCUGGAGAAGGCAUCUCGUCGGAUACUGGAUGAUGAACUAACUGCUAGUUUGUCAAUACAGAGUGAGACGUUUGCCUACAACCACAACCAGUCGAGUACAACCAGCGAGCAGGAGUCUAAUGCCACCUAUGACCACAUCUUCCCCCUUGGUCCCGACUACCAGGAGCCCUCCCACCUCAUAUGUAAACUGCCUGAGUUUGCACAGAACUCAGAGGAGCUUGCUUCUACCAGCACAGCAGCUUCCAAAUCCACCACAACUACUGUAGUCCAAGAUGGAGUCCCUCACUAUGCAGAGGCUGAAAUUGUCAACCUGCAAGGUGUGACUGGAAGCAACACAUACGCCAUCCCUGCAGUGACUAUGGACCUGCUGUCGGGGAAGGAUGUCACAAUGGAGGAGUUCCCGCGAAAACUGCUCACAUUCAAAGAGAAGCUGGGGGAGGGCCAGUUUGGAGAGGUGCACCUGUGUGAAGCAGAGGGAAUGCAUGAGUUCAUGAAUAAAGAGGUUUUAUUUGACAUCUCUGAGGGCCAGCCAGUUUUAGUGGCUGUGAAGAUGCUCCGUUCAGAUGCCAACAAAAAUGCAAGGAAUGACUUCCUGAAAGAGAUAAAGAUCAUGUCACGUCUGAAGGAUCCUAACAUCAUUCGCCUGCUAGCUGUGUGCAUCCACAGUGACCCUCUUUGUAUGAUCACAGAGUACAUGGAGAAUGGAGAUCUCAACCAGUUUCUGUCCCGUCAUGAACCAGAGGGACAACUUGCUCUGCUCAGCAAUGCAUCUACUGUCAGUUUUAAUAAUCAAUGCUACAUAGCCACCCAGAUAGCUUCAGGGAUGAAGUACCUCUCCUCGCUUAACUUUGUUCAUCGAGACUUGGCCACGCGAAAUUGCCUGGUGGGCAAAAACUUCACAAUAAAGAUAGCUGACUUUGGCAUGAGCAGAAACCUGUACAGUGGCGACUACUACCGCAUCCAGGGCAGAGCGGUACUGCCUAUACGCUGGAUGUCGUGGGAAAGCAUCCUGCUGGGUAAGUUCACUACAGCCAGUGAUGUGUGGGCCUUCGGGGUGACCCUGUGGGAGAUAUUAAACUUUUGUAAAGAGCAGCCUUACUCUCAGCUGACUGAUGAACAGGUGAUAGAGAACACGGGAGAGUUUUUCAGGGACCAGAAAAGACAGAUCUACUUGCCUCAGCCUGUGCUGUGUCCAGACUCUCUAUACAAAAUCAUGCUGAGCUGCUGGAGGAGGAACACAAAGGAACGGCCCUCCUUUCAGGAAAUACACCAAGCCCUACAUACAGCCUUAAUCUGGGGACAUGUUUAAGAGAAUGAUUUCCAGUUUGCCUGAUCCAGGUUUAAGCUGUUUCAGUAGAGAAACAGGGUGAGAGAGAGAGCAUGUAGGCUCCAAGCUACAAUUUAGGAAACACUGUUUCAUGGAUUUAACACACUACAAAGAUGGGCUGCCAGAGACAUUUUGUAUGUGUCAGUUUAAUUAGCAGAGUCAUACUGGCUAAGAUAUUUGAUAGACAUGCAGGUAUAAACAUCUACUCCCCUACAACACACACAAGGAAACACACAUGAUUACCAUAAGGUUUGGUUAUGAUGUGUUGAGAAAGUCUAAAUUAAAUGUAGCAAGUGACAUUUGGCACUUUUGAAAAUGUAUUUUAAUUUAAUUUUAAAAUAUGAGUUCAAAUUGCCCAUGUUACAGUGUUUCAUAGCAAGUUUAUGAAAUGUUGAAGAACUAUUUUAUGUUUUCUUUUGGAAUACUGCUUGAAUGUAGAAGGAAAAGUGCAGCUAGCUAUUACUGUUACAUUGCAUUAUAUUUCAAGUGUCAGUUUCUCCACAAAUUUUAAAGAACAUCUAUUAACUCAGUCUUUUUCAUCUCACUGCAGUUUUCCUACAGUGAUUUGAACAUGAUGUGUAGUAUAUGACUGUGUAUUCAAUAGAUAUGUCUAAAUCUCAAAUAUCAAUAUUUUGUAUUUCAUAUUUAUAUGAUCAUAUGUGUUUGUCAGAUUGUGUUCUGUCUGUUGACAUAUUUGGGUAUUAAUGUACUCAUUUGGAAUUUCAUAUUUAAUUUGAUUCAGUUGUUUUCUCAGCCAGUAUUUUGAUUUACACACCAAACAAACUGGUUCAGAAUAUGGUUGGUUUUAUCUGUUGCAAGCUGUAAAAUCUUUUCCUACGUUGGUAUGACAGUAUGUUUACACUCUGCAUCAUUGAAAAGAUGUUGUCAAGGGUGUUGUGGGUGUUGAGCAUGUUAAAGAGAAAGUAAGCAGUCUUUUAAGUGAAAAUUGUAUGCAGAGGGCCCGGGAAUAUUCAGGCUAAAUUAUGUGUUUAACUGGAAUGAAGGAACUGCUACAGAUCACAUUCACACGAAAAGGAUUUUCUUUUUUCUUUUAUUAACGUAUGCUGGAUUCUUUCAUCUUUUCUUCUACUCUUCUAGCAUAACUCUGUGUAUAACUAAUUGCUUGGACUUUAUACUGCAUACAAGCUGAAUUUACAGCCCUAUUAUCAGAGGCCUUUGUCUCACAUUUUCACUUAAAAACACUCAUGUCUGCUGUAAUGGAGACAUCAUGUAGGCAAAACCUCUGCACAAGUUAAACGUGACAUUUGGUCUGGAGACAAAUUUGCAUAUUUGUGAAGCAUUCACAAUCUUCACAACCUUAUAAAUGUACCAGAUGUAGAUGUAUAGCUGUAAAAAUGUUACUGCACCCUGACAAAUGUCAUAAUUUGUUUAGUUUUAUUACAUUUUUACUCACAUAUUUGAUUUCAGUGAGAAUGUUUUUAUGUAAACAGAAGCUGUAUAUUGAUAGAUAAAAUAUAAUUAAAAUUUAAA
Monopterus albus (swamp eel) is the source of this 4288-nucleotide messenger RNA. It is a transcript of the gene ddr2a, whose product is annotated as discoidin domain receptor tyrosine kinase 2a. Gene Ontology annotation, cellular component: plasma membrane; signaling receptor complex. Gene Ontology annotation, biological process: positive regulation of neuron projection development; protein phosphorylation; multicellular organism development. The coding region runs from base 185 to 2779 and encodes 864 amino acids. The transcript has 17 exons. Gene Ontology annotation, molecular function: protein tyrosine kinase collagen receptor activity; ATP binding; collagen binding. NCBI's taxonomy places the organism in Eukaryota, Metazoa, Chordata, Actinopteri, Synbranchiformes, Synbranchidae. The record is from RefSeq and is a predicted model, not a curated record.